GUGAGAAAUAAUACUCUUCAAUAGAGUUGAAAAAGUCCAAACUCAUUAAUUUACUUUUUUUCACGAGUUUCAAGCCAUUUUGUUGAUUGGAAUGGGAAUGCUUACUCAUUAACCAUGUCAGAAGAGUACAGUCGCGCGGCCCUGCAGAUCUGCAUGGCUCAGAUCUGUCAGCACCUGGGCUGGAACUCCAUCCACUCGACACCACUGGAGCUGCUGACUGACGUGCUGGAGCGCUACCUGCUGCAGGUCGCCAAGACAACGCACAGAUACGCUGAACAGUUUGGUCGGACCGAGCCUAGGUUGGAGGAUGUGUUUGUUGCUUUUGAACACAUGGGCAUCCAGGUAUCAGAGCUGGACGACUACAUGAAGCAUGUCGAGCCAUUGCCAUUCGCCAAAGAGGUCGUCUCGUACCCCGUACCUUGUGAAAAUGACCUCAAGUUCCCCCACCCAGACAGCAAGGAGGUUCAGCAGAGGAAAGUGUUCGACUUCGUACCGGAACAUCUACCGUACAUGCAUCCAGAACUCACUGAGGAGGAAGAGGAGGAGGUGGGUGAGGUGUCGAUUCCCGGGAGCCCGGAGAGAUUGAAGCCCAUAGAGCCAGUGGGCCCCUCUGCAGAGCUGAGUCCCAGCCCUGCCUCUCAGCCGGGAGCCAGCCAGGGCGAGAAACGACCCGCACCCAGUCCCGGAGACUCUCCACUGCCCUUCAAGAGACCCAGACUGACCACCUCCCAGCCCCUCCCUGAGGAAGCCUGUGCCUCACAGUACGAGAUGAAGACCGUCGUCAUGACAACGAGCGGGAUCCUCUCCCCAUUGGUUGAGGGACGGGGCCCAGACAUAAAGAGGCCCCCAGUUGGGAUCAAGCAAAACGUGAUAAUUGUUCGACAGAAAACUACCUCGUCGAUGGCAGCCUCAGUUGGAUUACCCGCAGUUAGGGCCCCUGGGGAGUCAUCCAUCAUCAGGCUGGACUUCAAUACGGAUCCCACCAAGAAGGGCAAGAUUGUGGAAGUGGACGAUCACAUUGAUGUGGGGGUGCAAGAGUUUGACAGGGGUGAUCCUGAGUAUAAACCUGCGAAAAAGAAAUUACAAUUGCAGAAGAGGCUGGAAAAAGAGAAAAAGAUCAAACGUGGACCAGGAAGACCAAAGUCCCCUGGCAGAGCAGGUGCACCGAAUGUUAUACACAAUAAGGGAGCAUUCGGUUUUAAAAUCCCUAAAAUUGGGGAUAAAAAAGUACCACCUGUGGUUUUGAAUUCUGACAAUCCUCUUGAUCUCUCUGCUAAAGCUACCCCUCCUGCUCCUAAUAUUAGUGUUGUGAAAGUGAUAGAUGUAAAGCCCGGGGAGUCAAUAGUGCCUAUAGAAUAUAAACCAGUAAAGACGAUCAGUAAAGAACAAGAGGAAGACAUAGAAGACACCAUCGAUUCAGUUAUCUGUCAAAGUAAAGAAAUGGCAGAGAAAGAAAGUACUGCAGAAUCCCCAGUCCGCGAGUUUGUAGCGAAGUCUGAACCAGCGGCUGAGGAGUGGACCGUUACAGCUAUCAGUGAAACCUACAGUGGUCCUGAGGAUGAUGAUGAUAAUGAAAGUGAUCAUAAGGAAGAUGAUGUUCCCAAUACUGUCGAACCCGAAAAUCCGACACUUCCUCCAGAAACACUGGCUCCUCAUCUACGCAUUCUGCAGCAGUUCAAUCAGCAGCAAAAAUCUCCUCACAUGCCCCGUCCAAGAGGGCGACCAAAGGGCAGCGUGAGCGGCUUCUACAAGACGCAAGGGACAAGAGGGAUGCACUCUCCCCUGGGCAGAAAGCCCGGGCGCCCACCUGGCGUGGGUCGAAGCCCAACUGGAAGGAGUCCUGGUCGCCCGCCCUUGUCCACUCGUAGUCCAGGUCGACCGCCACUCAGCCGUAGUCCAGGCCGGCCACCAUUCCACCGUAGUCCAGGACGACCGCCCGCUAGCGGCAGGAGUCCGGGGAGACCUAAGGGCUCCUCAGGGCUUAGUCCUAAACCCAGAGGCCGUCCCAGAGGGUCGAAAAGUCCUCGGAGUAGGGGAGCGAGUCCCAGAGGUGGCCACAGUCCUAGGUCCUCCAUAUCUUUUGACUCUCAUGAACCAAUGGACGCUACCUAUACCACAAAAAAUACUAUAGGCUCGUUUAAGAAUGACAAUGAAGCCGAGGAUUCUGGUGCGACAUUGUUCUCGUUUCCAUCACGUUCACCUUCGCGUGAGGCGACGAGUAAGAAAGAGCCUGCGCAGUCAAUACCGGACACUCCUAGGUCCCCGUCUGCCUCCCUCGAUGAGAAAUCUUCGUCGCGGAUGUCAUCGAGCCCUGCGCCCACAGAGCCUGCGCUGUCAAGGGAGAACACUCCAGAAGUCUCUGACCAUGAACAAGAGCCUGAACCAGUCCUGCACAAGUCACCAUCACCAAAAGAAUUAAUGAUUGUUAAGAAGGAACCCGCCAGUCCCCAGAAAGUCAAAGAGGCUUCACCGAAGAAACACGACUUUGAGUCCAGAGAAACCUUUAUAAGCAGCGAAAAAGACAAGCACAGGAGGGAGAAGGACAGGAGCCAAAGUUUGGAAAAGGAGAGAAAAGAACAUAGCAGCCAAAGUUCAGAAAAGGAGAGAAAAGAAUAUAGGAGCCAAAGUUCAGAAAAGGAGUGGAAAGAACAUAGGAGCCAAAGUUCAGAAAAGGAGAGGAAAGAACAUAGGCAUCAGAAAGAGCACAGUCACAGUAAAGAGAGGGAACGGUCUAAGGAAAAGAAGAAGGACAAAAAGAAGAAGAAAAAGAAGAACAAAGAUAGAGACAGAGACCGGGACCGGCCUCGUGAGAAAGAACGGGACAGGGAGGAGAAACACAAGGAACAUAAAGAGCACAAGUCAAAGGAGAGGGCAGACAAGGAGGCAGUGAAGGAGGCUUCUCCCUCCCUUGCGCCCCUCCAGAUCCAGAAAUUAAAGAUAAAGUUUGGCUCGGCUUCCUCCCCGGGCUCGUUCAGCAUCAGUCAGCUGGAGCCGCCCGUGGCAAUCUCGCCCAAACAUGAGCCACGCUCCCCACCCCCACCCAGUAGAGCUACGGAGAUGGCCGUGCCAAAAUUAAAGUUCAAGGUAUUGCCCCCUAAACCUGACGGAGGUCAGACAGGGGAGGGUGGAGAGCCAGCGUGGACCUCUUCAAUCAAGGAGGAGAAAAGGGAGACCACUCCGAAAGAGAGACGGGAGACAACUCCAAAAGAGAAAAGGGAGACCACUCCAAAACCGGACGCCCUCUUUGCGAGCUUCAGGAAUUCUCCCAAACCAAAACCAGAGUCUCCCUUAUCUAGACACAACACCAGUGACUCUGACCAUGAUCUCGAUGAUGACCGGAGUUCCAAAGCUGGCGAUGAUGGUGAAGUGACGAUGUCGGUUGUAAAGGGGAAAAUUAUGAAGGUCAAGAAGCCAGAUAAAAAGAGUAAGAAGAAAGGCUCAUCGAAGAAGGGGAAAAAUAAAAGUGAUGUUUCGAAUCUCAGGAAAGAGCUUGCUGAAGAGAAACUCUUUGGUGGAGACAGAAGCGAGAAAUUGAGCAUUUUCAAGGAGAAUUCUCCGUUAUCGCCUCGCUUUUCUCCCAAGAACGUGCCUUCCCCUAUCACAAUACCUGCCCUGAAAGCAGCCCCACCGCCACCAUCACCACCGUCCUCUCUCAAGAAGUCUCCGCCAAAACCAAAAGCAGGAAAGGAAAUUAGACCACCAUCGCCAUCAGCAUUAUACAAAGAGCUCAUGAAAUCUACCGUUCCUCCAAAAACGAGCAGCAAGAAAUCAUCUUCAUCAUCAGGAUCCCCGAAAAAGAAGUCUGCUGCAGUUUCCCCUACCAGUCGAAAGAAAGACAACACAUCCCCCAUAGGAAACAACACAUCCCCCAGCACAUCCCCCAUAGGAAAGACAUCCCCAUCCCAGACUCCCAGCACCGCCAGGUUCCUGGAUUUCCAGGCCCCUAAGACCCCGUCUCCGCGACGACCCAGUUCCAGCCCGGUGUCAUCCCCCAUGUACUCCCCAGCCUCCUCCCCAGGGCGGGAUUCCCCCCUGCACUUCCAGAUCCCGCCAACCCCUGCCCUGUCGACCAGGUACCACUCCCCCCAACCCUCGCCCCCGUCCCGGCAGAUAUCGACCGACGAGGAGGUUGAGACCCCGCCCGCUGACCGACCCAAGAUGCCGCCGCCCAGCCUCCCGCCUAUGCCACCUUCCUCCGCUCAAAAGAGAGGGGCACAGAGGACUGUCAUUCUGGAGACUGUUGGAUCCUUUGUGAAUGAGUCUGGUGAGAAGAUCUGGAUUUGCCCGUCGUGCACCAUGCAGGAUGAUGGCAGCCCCAUGAUAGGAUGUGACUCGUGUGACGACUGGUACCACUGGGCGUGUGUGGGCAUCAAGGUUGCCCCAGAGGAGGAGGAGUCCUGGUACUGUUCCAAGUGUUUCAAACCCAACAACAAGGGCAAGGCCAGCAAGAGAGGGCGCAAGAAGAGACGCAGCUAGACAAGGAAAGGGGAGGAGGUCGCCUUGAUGUAGUGGAUAUGAUAUGGUGUCCUCCUAGUGACAUGGGGAUCAUAGAUUUGAUUCCCAUCGUCGGAGCAUUGUUUAAAUCUCAACCAAAAGACAUCAAGUAUUGGUUCUACCAAAGAAAUGUACUUGAGAGCAUUUCAAUAAACCUUCUGCUGUUGAUGCUAUGAUAAAUAAGUUUAAACUAAUGUACAGAACAAGGUCUAGGCAAGCAAGAUUGGUGCAAGAAACGACGCAGCUAAACACAGGGACGGAAGGGACGCCAUCACAUUGCGUUGUUUGAAUUGGAAUGUUUAAAUGGGAAUGGAGGUCACACAUGAUUGGCAGUGUGAGGCCAUAUACAGAAUGAAGGUCUUUACCUGCAAAAUUGGAAGUGGCAUGAAAUAUCAUUUAAACAUGGUUGAGAUGGGUUAACUUCAUUACUUUUAGCUCAAGUGCUGGUAAAGGUUCGAAUUUAUACUAGGAAUGUGCUAAAAAGAUUGCUUGGUAGUGAAGAUAGUUUAAUAUAAGUAAGAAGCGAACCUCUGUCAAAGCCCUAGAUAUUGGCCUAAUUAAUGUGCAAUUGUGGUAGUUUUUUUUUGUUUAACAUGUAUAUAUUGUUAUUAAACGAAAAAAACAUA
Molecule: messenger RNA, 5120 nt
Organism: Dreissena polymorpha
Lineage: Eukaryota; Metazoa; Mollusca; Bivalvia; Myida; Dreissenidae
Product: transcription initiation factor TFIID subunit 3-like
Exons: 14
Coding region: 115-4476 (1453 amino acids)
Cellular component (GO): transcription factor TFIID complex
Molecular function (GO): DNA binding; protein heterodimerization activity
Source: RefSeq, a predicted model, not a curated record